Messenger RNA from Pantherophis guttatus, 1186 nucleotides. RefSeq lists its product as uncharacterized. The record is from RefSeq and is a predicted model, not a curated record. NCBI's taxonomy places the organism in Eukaryota, Metazoa, Chordata, Lepidosauria, Squamata, Colubridae.
UGUGAUGGCAACUGGCCUAGGUAGAAGGUAUAUUUGAUUGGCUGAUUUGGUCACUAACGGAUGUCCUGAUGAAUCUGACCCUGAGUGGCAGGUACCAGGGUCUCCAAUCCAUGCUUGCAAAUGUAUUGAUUUUCUCUAAGAAAGAAAUUGCCCAACUAAGGCAUUGUGGAACAUGAAUAUGGCACUGAGUCGAAGCAGCAAACUCAAGCAAAGAAGUCCUGGGAACUUUGAAGAUGAGAAUGCUUGGCUACAGGAAUGGAUCCAUGAAGAACUUGCCCAUGGUGAAAUCUGGCAGAAGGAAUAUGAGGCACUGUUAAGACAUCAGACCCAGCUCUGUACCUUGCUACAGACCAAGAGUCUUAAGCCCCUGGAGAAGAAAACUCGAGCAUUGCAAGAGGAGCUGGAAGAAAUCCAGGGAGUUCUGCAGGAAUAUCAGAACCGAAGCCGUCAACGCCAGCUGCAUAUCCACAAGCAAGAAAAGGAAAAUCAGAAAAUGGCUGAGAUAGUUAAAGAACUGGAAAAAAAGGUCUUCAAGCAACAGCUGGAUGAGCAGUCCAACAAAGAUGUUCUGAAGGAACUCAGAUCAGAAGGCAAUGAACUGAAGAGGCACUUGUUUGAAUGGGAAGCUCAGUGGCAGACAAUGUAUGACAGGAUCAGGCAGAAACAGCAGCAUAUUGAGAAACUGAGCACAGUAAUCCAAGGGCUGUCUCUGAAGAGCCAGGAGCUGCACCGACACAUCACCUUCUUGGAAGACAAUGUGGUGGAAGUUCAACAGGAAAUAGCACUUUUGCAGAAAGAUGCACUGUUUGGAGAAAUGAUGACCUCGGCAGGGGGCUUUCUUUGGGAGGAACAAGUGUGUGACCAGAUGAAGAGACUUCCAAGUCUGGAACUAUACAGAAGUACUUCCAAAGGCAAAUGCUCAUCCAUCUCUUUCCCACGUCCAACUCUCCAGGCUGCUUGGAGGCUGCUGUGGGCCUCAGCCAAAGUCCUGCUUCUGAUCCUGCUGUUAGCUCUGCCUCUCCAUUUCUUUCAUGGUGGGUACUCCAGGCAGCCAUGCCUGCAGCUGCACUCAACACCCCUGCUCUACAUCCAGUCCAAGCGGUUGUUUCCCCCUUUAGCUUCUUGAAGGCACUUAUGCACCCAUCAUUAAUGACCUUUAAUAAAACUGAGUAACAAUCACUACAAA